AUGCGCCGGCGUAAUGGGUUUUUGUCGUCGUGCGAGCCGUGUCGCCGAUCGAAGCUCCGCUGUGACCACCAGGUGCCCAUAUGUGGACGGUGUCGGCGCACACGCAAAGCGGACACUUGCGUGUAUAGGCCAAAUUUAACAACAACUGCACCGUCGGCAACCAAAAGUACUAAUACAGGGACGUCUCCAACAUCCGAAUCCCUGCCCUUAACACAGAUAUCAGUGCCGCAGGCACGGUCGGAACCACAACCAAUUGCAAGCUCGCCACACACCUUACGAGACCGCUAUAUUGACGUCUGGAGUCACCGACUAGCCUUGAGCUCGACUCCGAGCUUUCUAGGGGUGACGAGCUUUUCAGCAGUCUACAGUGAGAAUGAGGCUAGUCUGAAGGAAAACGAGUCAACCACGCCGCUACGGCUGCCCCAACUCAAUCCGCCCGGCGUACAGAAGUCCAUCUCUGCAGUCGACCCCUACCAAGUACAGCUCGGCGCAGAACUGCUGUCACUAAUUUUUGAUGAUUUUGCAUUAUUCCGCCGGACUGCGAUCGCCUGCGAAGAACGAAGUAGCAAAGGCCUGAUGGACCUGCCGACUAUGUGUACCAUCUGCAAUGUCAUCGAGGAGAUGUACAAUAGCAUCUCAAAUGACUCGGAUCAACCAUCACGGCUGCUAGUGCUUUCUCGGCGCUUGUUUGAGGGAACAGCCGGCGAGCUCGUCACGAACGUGGAUAUGACCCUCGACGAGUAUCUCGUUGCUCUUGCGGGGCGCUGGGAAGCUUUCGGUUUUCUUCUCACACUUUCAGGAAUCUGCGCCGCCCACACAACAGUCGACGACCCGCCCUUCCGCGGCUUGGGCUUCUCUGCUACCGAUCACAAAAAUCUCGGAAUUCUUGCCACUGCUGGCGGUGACUUAUGUCUGCAAUUCUGCGAGAGUAUGGGCGUGAUGAGCGACCCCCUGGGAUGGCUAUUUUUGCGACACAUCCAUCUGCUGACCUUGGUGUGUGGUGAUCACGACUAUCGGCCACGCAAACGUCUUGGGGAGCUUUCAACGCUCCUUUUCGCCAUGGGCUAUCAUCAGCUCGACGAUGGCGAGCAUCUACCUUUCUUCCUCGCCGAAGGACGCAAACGACUUAUGGUGCUUGCCUAUUCCUCCGACAAAGACUUGGCUACUUUUCUUGGCUGUCCGCCUCUAAUAGCUUAUCGAUUCUGUCGCAUUCAGCUUCCCCUGGACCUCACACCGGCCGAAAUAUGUGCCAACCAAGUCAUGCGGGAGGCUGCGAUCGGUAAACUGGAUGCCAAAGGUUGGAAUACUGUAGAACCCAUCAAAGGGGUUACUUGGAGCCGGGUGGCCUUGCUGCUGGGUCACGUCCGCGAGCUUGUGCUGGGAAUCUCGCUUGAUCGCGAAGAUGUUGACGUCCAGCAAAGAGCUGAUAACGUAUCUUCACUGUCGCAACAGGUGCGCGAUGAUUUACCAAUCUACCUACAGUGGGAUGGGAGCACCGAAAGUACACUGCGUCUGAGGAGUACCAUUCCCGUCUACAUUCAUCUCGACUUACUGCACAGCAAUUUUCUUCUGCAGCGGAUUCUGGUAAAGCGCUCCUUGACCGAGUCCGAAACUCUCGUCAGCCUUGCGCACCAGAUUCUCCAGGCAAUGCUUGCUUUGAUAGCCAUCCCCUAUUUUGGUCUCCCCUCGGCCGGAAUUCUCGCCAUCGAAGUCCUGCGCCAGAAGCAGAAUGCCCGCCCUUGGCCGAGCGAGAGGCGCUUUACCCGCUCAGAAGUAAUACAGAACCUCGGUAAUCUCGCAUCGCACAUACAAUACAUCACUCUGCCACAGAAGGGCAAUUACGAGAUCUGUCAACAAGGACGGAAAGUCAUCUUGCACAUUUUAGACUACGUGCUUACCACGCCACUCGAUGCCAGUACAUCGAUUCCUACAAUGUCGAACGAUCUGAUUCCUUCAGACUGGCUUGAUGAGGAGUUAUUAAAUGAUGGGACACAAUUCCUUGGAUGGAUUGAUGGGAUCAAUUGGAAUGAGUAA
Molecule: messenger RNA, 2034 nt
Organism: Penicillium longicatenatum
Lineage: Eukaryota; Fungi; Ascomycota; Eurotiomycetes; Eurotiales; Aspergillaceae
Product: Zn(II)2Cys6 transcription factor
Exons: 4
Coding region: 1-2034 (677 amino acids)
Biological process (GO): regulation of DNA-templated transcription
Cellular component (GO): nucleus
Molecular function (GO): DNA-binding transcription factor activity, RNA polymerase II-specific; zinc ion binding
Source: RefSeq, a predicted model, not a curated record